AUGAAGACAAUAAGCUUAUUCAUUUUUGUGGGAUUUAUAGGAGAGUUCCAAGUUUUUUCAAGUGCCUCUUCUCCAGUCAACUGCCAGUGGGAUUCCUAUGGCCCUUGGUCAGAAUGCAGUGGCUGUACCAAGACUCAGACUCGCACACGCUCAAUCGCUGUUUAUGGGCAGUAUGGGGGCCAACCUUGUGCCGGAAGUGCUUUUGAAACACGGUCAUGUGAACCUACACUGGGGUGUCCUACAGAAGAGGGCUGUGGAGAACGUUUCAGGUGUUUUUCAGGACAAUGUAUCAGCAAAUCAUUGGUUUGCAAUGGGGAUUCUGAUUGUGAAGAGGAUGGCGCUGAUGAAGACAGAUGUGAGAACUCAGAAAGCAGAACUUCGUGUGACACUGAUAAACCUCCUCCCAACAUAGAACUUACUGGUAAUGGUUACAAUGCACUCACUGGUCAGUUGAGGAAUGGAGUCAUUAACACCAAAAGCUUUGGUGGUCAAUGCAGAAAAGUGUUCGGUGGGGAUGAAAGAGAUUUCUAUAGGCUGAGUGGAAAUAUCCUCUCCUAUACAUUUCAGGUGAAAGUAAAUAAUGAUUUUAAUUAUGAAUUUUACAACAGUAGUUGGUCUUAUGUAAAACAAACAUCUGAAGAACAUACAUCUUCCAGUAAGAGCUCUUUCUUUUUUCAUUCCUCAUCAUCUGCUUCACACAGUUAUAAGUCAAAUUUCAAUGAAAUCUAUAAGAAAAAGAGUUAUCAAUUAUUGGUUAUUCAGAACACUGUUGAAGUGGCUCAGUUCAUUAAUAACAAUCCAGAAUUUUUACAACUUGCUGAGCCAUUCUGGAAGGAACUUUCCCACCUUCCCUCUGUGUAUGACUACAGUGCCUACCGAAGAUUAAUUGAUCAGUAUGGGACACAUUACCUGCAGUCUGGAUCCUUAGGAGGAGAAUACAGAGUUCUAUUUUAUGUGGACUUCGGAAAAGUCAAACAGAGUGAUUCUGUUUCGUUAGAACAUACGACAUGUACUUCUUCAGAUUUUCAUUUUCUCUUUGAAUCAUCAGAGCAAGAAUGCAAGGAACUGGAAGAUGCUCUAAAAUUGGGUUCAGGAAACCAGAACAAUGUGUUGCGAGGAGUCCCAUUUGUCAGAGGGGGAGGUCCCAGCUUCAUAGCUGGCCUUAGUUUCCUACAGCUGGACAAUCCUGCUGGUAACAAAAGGCGGUACUCCGACUGGGCGGAGUCUGUGACUCGUCUUCCCCAAGUCAUAAAACAGAAGCUGACACCUAUAUAUGAGCUGGUAAAGGAAGUACCUUGUGCAUCUGUGAAAAGACUGUACCUGAAGCGGGCUCUUGAAGAGUAUUUGGAUGAAUUCCACCCCUGCCAUUGCCGGCCUUGCCAAAAUGGUGGUUUGGCCACUGUUGAGGAGACCCAGUGUCAGUGCCAUUGCAAACCAUAUACAUUUGGUGUGGCUUGUGAGCAAGGAGUCCUCGUAGGGAACCAAGCAGGCGGGGUUGAUGGCGGUUGGAGUUGCUGGUCCUCUUGGGGCCCCUGUGUUCAAGGGAAGAAAGCAAGGAACCGGGAAUGCAAUAACCCACCUCCCAGCAGGGGUGGGAAGUCCUGUGUUGGAGAAACUACUGAGAGCAGGCAAUGUCAAGAUGAGGAGCUGGAGCAUUUACGAUUGCUUGAACCACAUUGCUUUCCUGUAUCUUUAGUUCCUAAAGAAUUCUGUCCAUCACCUCCUGCCUUAAAAGAUGGAUUUGUUCAAGGGGAAGGUACUGUGUUUCCUGUUGGGAAAAAGAUACUAUACACUUGCAAUGAAGGAUACUCUCUUGUUGGAGACCCUGUUGCCAGAUGUGGAGAAGAUUUACAGUGGCUUGUCGGGGAAAUGUAUUGUCAGAAGAUUGCCUGUGUCCUACCGGAACCGAUGAAUGGCAUACAGAGUCAACCCCACAAACCGUUCUACUCAGUUGGCGAGAAGGUGACUCUCUCCUGUUCAGGUGGCAUGUCCUUAGAAGGUCCUUCAGCAUUUCUCUGUGGCUCCAGCCUCAAGUGGAGUCCUGAGAUGAAGAAUGUCCAGUGUGUGCAAAAAGACACCCCUUUAACACAGGCAGUGCCUAAAUGUCAGCGCUGGGAGAAACUGCAGAAUUCAAGAUGUGUUUGUAAAAUGCCCUAUGAAUGUGGAUCUUCCUUGGAUGUAUGUGCUCGAGAUGAGAGAAGCCAACGGAUACUGCCUCUGACAGUUUGCAAGUUGCAUGUUCUUCACUGUCAGGGUAGAAAUUAUACUCUUACUGGUAGGGACCGCUGUACUCUGCCUGCCUCAGCCAAGAAAGCUUGUGGUGCAUGUCCAUUGUGGGAAAAAUGUGAUGGCAGUAGUGGCAAAUGUGUCUGCCGAGAAGCAUCGGAGUGCCAGGAAGAAGGGUUUAGUGUCUGUGUGGAAGUGAGCGGCAAGGAGCUGACAAUGUCUGAGUGUGAGGCGGGCGUCCUGAGAUGCAGAGGGCAGAGCAUCUCUGUCACCAGCAUGAAGCCCUGUGCUGCCGAAACUCAGUAG
This is a messenger RNA of Marmota flaviventris (yellow-bellied marmot), 2532 nucleotides long. It is a transcript of the gene C7, whose product is annotated as complement C7. Gene Ontology annotation, cellular component: membrane attack complex. NCBI's taxonomy places the organism in Eukaryota, Metazoa, Chordata, Mammalia, Rodentia, Sciuridae. Gene Ontology annotation, biological process: complement activation. Gene Ontology annotation, molecular function: protein binding. The record is from RefSeq and is a predicted model, not a curated record.